AUGGACGACAUAGCAGUAUACUGCUCAUGGGCGGAUUCGUACCUCAAUGAAGAGCCCUCCUUGGUUGAGAGGGUACCGACAGAGCUGCGGUCCGUAUUGUCUCAAUCUACAGGCUCUCAAUAUUUAGAGUCGCUGGCACGCGCAACCCGCUCGAUCCAGCACGCAGACACCCUUUUCCCGCUUUACAAGGGCGUGUAUCCCGAAUUGGUAUCGAGGUGGAUCGACUCGUCUUCGUCCGACUUCAAUGAAGCGAUCCUCGCAGUUUCAUGUCUGGCUAGGAUCUUGCCCUUCGCGGGAUACCUCCGCCACUAUGUGCCGCUUCUCCUGCAGUCAGAACCGAUGCAGAGUCAUGUUAUGGUUGUGGAAGGCCGCUCCUCCGAACUGACUGAGGAGAGGCUUCACAUGCUUCUACUCGCUUUAUUCCGGCUUCUGUCUUUUGAUUCGGAGAUCCUUGCUGAGAGCUCUUCUCCUAUGUUCUUCUCCUCCUUCCUCCACCAUCAUUCUCUUCCACUGCGGUAUUUGGCUAUACAAUGUCUAUGCGUGGUUAUGCACUUGGCGGACGCUCUCUCUGAGCAGCUGGUUCAGUCCUACGUGGGCAAGGGCCCAAUUUGGGGACACUGGGAAGGACAGAGAACUGAUUACCGGUUGCUCAAGCUCUGGGAGGAGAGGAGGUGGAGGGACGUCUCUGGAGAGGUGAAGAAUGUUGAGGAGCACUGGCGAGUGGCCUCUGCUUCAUCAUGGAAACGGAAGUUCAGCACUGACAGUCUUUCUCCGCGAACAGCCGACGUUGGCGGGGUCCUUCUUGCCCGCAAUGCUGCCUUGGAGGACUCAUCGGCAUCCCGUUUCGUUCUAACCCCUACAGCGACGCGCAAUUUGAACCGGCUUGCCAGCUGCCUGUUGGAUCGUCGUCCGGUGUUGGUCUGUGGGUCGGCGGGAUCGAGCAAGACCUCGCUUGUUCAUGAAGCUGGCAGACUCCUCAACAAGCUCUCAUCUAUGGUUACUCUGCAUAUCAAUGAGCAGACAGAUGCCAAGAGCUUGCUGGGAGUGUACACGUCGUCUUCAAAUGGCAACUCCUUUACUUGGAAACCGGGUGUUUUGACCAAAGCGAUCCAACAGGGCAGGUGGGUAUUAAUCGAAGAUAUUGACCGUGCCCCUGCUGAAGUCAUGGGGGUACUUCGUCCAAUUCUUGAGAAUGGUGAGUUGUUCCUCCCAAACCGGAAGGAGAAGAUUCACCCAAGGUACGGCUUCCGCAUACUUGCGACACUGAAGACGGCCAGCCGUUCUCCGAUUCCUGCGAGUUCGCGUCACUCCUGGCUUCUGAGCCCUCGAUUAUGGUCUACAGUCAAUAUCAUGGACUACGAGAUGUCAGAAAUUGAAUCAUUGCUCCGCUUGCGAUAUCCAGGCGCGGUCGUCUUCAUUCCCACAAUUUUACGAGUUCACAGUCGUCUUUGUGAUCUCUACCGAGAUGAGCACUCUCUCAAAGCUUUGCAAACCAGGACACCCUCUCUGCGGGACUUACUGAAGUGGUCGCGAAGGGUGGAUAAGCGGCUUCGGGAUCAUUCAUCGACAUCGCCGUCAGCAGGCCUACCAGAAUCUGUGAACCUUCACAUUUUCAGUGACGCUGUCGACUGCUAUGCCGGCUACCUGAAUGAUGACAGCACCCAUGAUUUGGUUGCUGCUUGCAUUGCCCGAGAAAUGGGCAUAUCGCCACAACAGAUGCGGCAUUGCUUAGACGAAGCUUUGACAACUAUCACGGAGACGAGCUCAGAAAUUAUCAUCGGUCGAAGCACGCUAAAGCGGGUCUCCCACCACCGUCGCCCGGCGAGCAAGGCCCCGUUUGCCCUUACCAGGCACGCUCAGAGAACACUCAGCCGCAUUUCUGCGGGAGCAAGCCGUGCUGAGCCAUGCCUACUAGUGGGCGAGACGGGUGUUGGGAAAACCACUUUGAUACAGUAUGUCGCGGGACUUGUUGGGCAAACCCUAACCGUGGUGAAUCUUUCGCAGCAAAGUGAGUCAAGCGACUUGCUUGGUGGCUUGAAACCGGUCACCACCAGAUCUCUAAUGCUCCCAUUGCUGGAGAAGUUCAAUGUACUGUUUGAUGACACGUUCUCGACGAAACGGAACGAGAAAUUUCAGGUGGCGGUUUCUAAAUCGAUUGCAAGGCAAAACUGGCAAAGGUUGAUUAUCUUAUGGAGCGAAGCUGUACAAAUGGCAGAGGCAUCAUUGAGUGGCACGUCUGGAGCCUCUAUGACACCCGGGUCCGUCCAUGCCACCAAGAGACGAAAGCUGGCUGCCCCGAAAUAUGAGGCCUUGCGCGAAAGGUGGUCCGACUUUGCUGAAAGCCUGAACAGAAUCCGUGCGCAGGUUGACCAUGGAAAUAAAAAUCAGACAUUUGCUUUCGUUGAAGGACGGUUAGUACAAGCUGUCCGCGACGGCGAGUGGGUUCUCCUGGAUGAAAUCAACCUAGCGUCCCCUGACACUCUGGACCACAUCGUAAGUCUUCUAAACAAUGGCGAUGAUGACAAGCCAACCCUUCUUCUCACCGAAGCCGGCAACAUUGAAUCCAUUGUUGCUCAUCCGAACUUUCGCAUCUUUGCCGCAAUGAACCCGGCAACAGAUGCUGGGAAGAAGGACCUUGCACCAGGCUUACGAUCUCGUUUCACCGAAAUCUAUGUACCUUCUGGUGAUAGCGAUGUCGAUGACCUUACAAGGAUUAUCCGCGUUUAUCUAGGAACGAAACUGGAUAACGACAAACGCGCUGCUCUCGAUCUCGCAAAUGCCUAUCUUGACCUCAAGAAGCUUAAUCACGAGAACAAGUUGACUGACGGAGCGGGCGAUAUUCCACACUUCAGCAUUCGCUCGCUUGUUCGCUGCCUUUUGUACGUUUCGCAACAUAGUGCCAGCCAUGGUCUUCGACGUGCUAUGUAUGAAGGUUUUGCAAUGAGCUUUUUCACGGUGCUGAGCAGGGUUUCCGAGAAUUUGGCCCUUCCGAUCCUGGAGAAGCACUUGCUAUCCAAUGUCAAAAAUAAGAAAUCCUUCCUUGGCCAACAACCGAAACUGCCAUACGACGCAGACGAGUACGUGUCUUUCCGCCAUCAUUUAGUCAAGAAAGGGCCCAUGAGCCCUGACCUUCAGCCACAUUACAUCCGUACACCAUCGGUGGAACGCAAUCUGCUCAAUCUUGCUCGAGCUGCCUCUAUGCGACGCUUCCCCAUCCUCCUUCAAGGCCCAACUUCCGCUGGCAAGACUAGCAUGGUGGAAUACCUGGCGAAGCUGUCUGGUAACAAAUUUGUGAGGAUCAAUAACCACGAACACACCGAUCUGCAGGAAUACCUUGGAAGCUAUGAUUCAGGUGCCGAUGGAAAGCUCGUGUACCGAGAAGGCGUCCUGGUAGAUGCGCUCCGCCAAGGUCACUGGAUAGUCCUCGACGAAUUAAACCUUGCCCCAAGCGACGUUUUAGAGGCGCUCAACCGCUUGCUCGAUGAUAACAGGGAAUUACUGAUACCAGAAUCCCAGGAGAUCGUCCGACCACAUCCCAAUUUCAUGCUCUUUGCCACGCAGAACCCUGCUGGGCUUUAUGGAGGAAGAAAAAGACUGUCUCGGGCGUUCAGAAACCGCUUCUUGGAGCUUCAUUUCGACGAUAUCCCUGAGGAUGAAUUGGAGAUCAUCCUCAGGGAACGUGCACAGCUCGCACCUUCUUUUUGCAGUCAAAUUGUUGCCGUAUACAAACGGCUGUCAUUGCAGAGACAGUCGACGAGAUUGUUCGAACAGCGGAAUAGCUUUGCUACCUUGCGUGAUCUGUUCCGAUGGGCCGCACGGCCUAUGAAUGAUCGACAACAGUUGGCAAAUCAUGGAUUCAUGCUUCUGGGGGAACGGGUAAGAGAUCCUGCUGAGCGCGCUGUUGUCAAGAGAACCAUUGAAGAAACCAUGAAAGUGGUUAUUGAUGAGAACUCGUUGUAUGGUCCAUCAGCAAUACCGCAACCCCUGCAGAGCCCCGGGACUAUUGUCUGGACCUCUGCGAUGAGACGACUCUUCGUCCUGGUCUCCGAGGCGCUCAAGAACAAUGAGCCUGUUCUUUUGGUUGGGGAGACUGGUUGUGGGAAGACUCAAAUCUGCCAGGUGGUGAGCGAAGCAUUUGGACGACCUCUCCGCAUUUACAAUGCACACACGAACACCGAAACCAGUGAUCUAAUAGGUUCACAACGGCCUGUUCGCAAUCGCUCCGAAUUGGAAAAUAGGGUGCGAGAAAAUUGGGGUUCUUUGGUCUCAGCAGGCACCAGUAACUCAUUGAACGAGGAUCUCAGUAUGGAGCAGCUCACAGCAGAAUUUGCCAGGAUGGACACCUCAAAUCUGGACCCAGACAUUGUGCAGCGGACCAAAUCCAGUAUCGCAGCUUACCAGUCCCUCUUUACUUGGUCUGAUGGCAGCCUCGUGAGGGCCAUGAAGGCUGGUGAGCAUUUCUUGCUCGACGAAAUCUCGCUGGCUGAUGAUUCCGUACUCGAACGCUUGAACAGCGCACUGGAGCCUUCGCGGACGAUUUUACUUGCGGAAAAAGGAUCGGUGGAUAACCUCGUCACUGCGCAACCGACCUUCCAGUUCUUGGCCACCAUGAAUCCCGGAGGUGAUUAUGGGAAACGGGAAUUGUCAGCGGCACUCCGUAACCGCUUAACAGAGAUCUGGGUCCCUCCUUUGUCAAAUGAAGCGGACAUAAUACCCAUUGUUCAAAACAAGCUAAGUGUGCAGAGAAAGCACCUUGCCCCUGCAAUGCUUGACUUCGCUAUGUGGUUCCGGAGAAACUUCCACAACACUACGUCCACGGCCGUCCCGUUACGCGAUCUCCUGGCUUGGGCGGGUUUCAUCAAUCACACUGCCUUUUUGGAAGAGAGCAUAGCUUUCACUCAGGGCGCCUUCAUGGUGUAUGUGGAUUCUAUAGGCGCAAAUCCAGCGGGCAUGACAGCAACAGGCUCUGCAGAUCUCUAUGAAGCAAGACGGCGAUGUCUGGAACAUCUCCAAACUCUUGUCAAAAUUGAUGUCUAUUCAAAUUAUCAGGAGACGCCGGAGCUGAAUAUCACCACCCAAGGUCUUUACGUGGGACCGUACCUACUCCCUUGCGCUGAGAUCCAAUCCCGACAAGAGCCAGACCUUGUGUUUGGCGCGCCAACAACUCUACAAAAUACCAUGAGGAUUGUUCGUGCACUGCAGAUGCCCAGGCCAAUUCUCCUAGAAGGAAGUCCUGGUGUUGGCAAGACCGCCAUCGUCACAGCUCUUGCUCGAGCUUCGGGGAAGCAAUUUACCCGGAUUAACUUGUCGGACCAGACUGACUUGAUGGAUCUGUUCGGGGCGGAUACGCCUGCUGAGAAUGAGAAACUCGGGAACUUUUCAUGGCAGAACGGCCCGCUCCUGGACGCGAUGCAAAAUGGGGGUUGGGUCCUUUUGGAUGAGAUGAACCUGGCGUCUCAGUCUGUUUUGGAAGGUCUCAACUCUUGCCUGGAUCACCGGCGAGAAGUUUAUAUUGCUGAGCUGGACAAGUCUUUCACAUGCCAUCCCGAAUUCACCUUGUUCGCUGCCCAAAAUCCUCAUCAUCAGGGUGGGGGGCGUAAAGGUCUUCCAGCGUCAUUCGUCAAUCGUUUCACAGUCGUCUACGCGGACUCUUUCCGAAAGGAGGAUUUGAUGCUGAUUUGCCAGCACAAGUAUUCAAAUAUCCCGGUUGAUCAACUGGGCUUGGUGAUAAACUCGAUUUACGAACUUGAGCGUGCAAUCUCACGUGUCCCAGCCUUCGGUCUUGGAGGGCCAUGGGAAUUCAAUCUUCGGGACGUUGACCGCUGGCUUACUUUAUGCGAAGGCCAGCCAACGCUUUCUCCUUUGUAUCACUUCCGCACUAUUGCAGUGCAACGAUUCCGAACUGCUGCUCAGAAGGAACACGUUUUGGCAUUAUUACCCGCAAAUCUCUCCGCUCCGCCUCCUGAGAGCUUCUACAGCGACUUAGCCACAACAGCUUUACAGCUUGGGACUUCUACUCUUGCAAGAAACGAGAUCUUACAGCAGACAAAGGCACAUAACCUUGCACUACCGGUUGCACAUUUGCCCGCGGCCAAAUCCAUUAUCACUGCUAUCAAUAAGAGAUGGCCUGUGAUUCUUGCCGGGCCAUCUGGCUCCGGGAAAACCUCCGUCAUUCGGUUCCUUGCCGCUAUAUCUGGCGCUGAACUCGUGGAAUUUUCCAUGAACGCGGACGUGGACACACUCGACCUUGUGGGCGGGUUUGAGCAAUAUGAUGCCCGUCGCGACAUUGUUGUCUGCCAGAGGAAGGCCAAAGAGGCUAUUCGACAUGACCUUGCCAACGCCUUGAGAGAUUCCAGGCCAACAACAGUCAAGGCCCAGCUGUUAGAGCUAUGGGACAGGUUACAGUCUGAAGACAUGGACGCCUCGGCCCUUCAACGAAUAUUGUCCUCUGCUUGUGAGACCCUUCCAGAACUUACAGAUGUUGUGGCCAGUCUGUCAGAUCUGCUUGAUUUUGCUGAUGCCUCCUACUCGCGCUUUGUUUGGAACGACGGCAUUCUCGUUGACGCCGUAGAGCGAGGUUCUUGGCUCGUUCUCGACAAUGCCAAUCUUUGCAACCCGUCUGUUCUCGACCGGCUCAACUCACUUCUAGAACCAGAUGGCACGCUUUCUGUCAGCGAGCAGCACAAUACUGGCAGUAACGCUAGAGUGAUCAUACCACAUAAGGACUUCCGAAUCUUCCUCACUCUCGAUCCACAAUAUGGAGAACUCUCACGGGCGAUGCGAAAUCGGUCGUUGGAGGUCUACGUGGGCAAUGUACCAGAAGAGCAAGUUGACACACCAGCCAUUCAAUACCCCUACACGUCAUCUGUCGCUCGCCUGCGAUACAUGCAUGAAGCAUCCUGCGAAGUGUACUCAGAAGAGGCAGUUGUUGAGUCUUUCGUGGACAAUUUAUCAUUGGAAGAGAUGGCUUUAGCAGUGGAAAGUGUGAAUGACCUGCCCGUUGGUGCAGCUUCUCCCAUACUUGCAAUGGAGCUCAGCAAGAGGUCAGCACUUGAUGAAAAGGUCCUGCCCCAAUUUGUUCCAGUUGAUGUUCUGGCUUCCACUCGACUUCCUCAGUUGAUUACGCUAAACGAACCAUGGAUUCUUCUUGAUGGGCUGCGUGGCAUUGACUUUUUGCGCCACGUGCCUAUUGAUGUUCUCACUCGAGGCUGGUACGUCUGUCGCCGUGCAGAGGAUAUCCGCGCGAAACUGAGGGAUGCCUGCUCCACGCGUCUGGCCAUACCUCUUAAAGAGCAGACAGUUCUUCAGAAAUCGACAGCUCUCACUCACGACAAGAAACGCCUGGAUACAGUUCCUCAGAUUGCCACGUUUGCCAAUUCUCUCCUUACAGAAUUGUCGUCGAGCGUGAAGAGUGGUCCUAGUGCCAGCCUUGAUGCACAAUCGGUAGAGGCCAUCGAAUGUAUGCUUCUCUUCGCCCAAGAUCUGGUGGACAGAUCUAACACGGAGUCCUUGGACACUGCAUUGAUGCAUGCGUAUUUACAGAUCGGCUUCAGCCUCGCUCGUUCACUGCAGGUCAACUUUAAAGAAUUGGCAAGGAUAUUCUCGAAGUGUUUGCAAAUCCUUUCCCUGCAUGCGGGCGGGCUCAGGACCGGCUUGAGCCUGCAGCUCAUGUGGCAGCCUUUCCAACCCAAGACCGCAAAAUCCAUGUCACAGCUUGAAACGCAACUGGGCCUAGAAGAGUUGAUCCUCAGGUUCGACAAACUAUGUCGCUAUCUUCCCGAUUCCAGGGCCACAUUAUCGGCCCUGAGGUCCAAGUUACAGGCCACCUAUACUUCAAUCGUGGAAUCCGACCACCCGGACACAUCUAUCACGGCUUUGCAAGGGGCAGUUGCAAUGCUUGAAGAGCAGUCACAGAGAGGCUUCUUCCUGCAAGGCAAACUUGAGAAGGUGCUCAACUAUAUUUAUCAGGUGUUGAAGUUACAAAGUGGGCAGACUGACUCCGGGACUUUGAGCAUUCUGGAGAUGUUCGUACCAGAAUCAAAGAGGAAGCUGCUUACCAUUGGAGACGACAUGUCAGUGACUGCUUCGCUGUCCGAGAUCGCCUCGUUGGAUGCUUCCGUUGUGACCGAUCAUGGACGCGUUGGGCUGGACCUCAUUAGAGGAUUGUGCGAAGUCCAAGAUCAACCACUUGGCGCGCUCAACCAUGCCAAAGAAGAAUUAUCAACCUUGAUAAAGGCCACGACUUCAUUUCCAGUCAGUUUUGACAGAGUAACCGAAGUUCUCGUUGGGAACAUCCACACUCUGUUGUCCGGUCUCGUGUCUGUGCACCGGGAUUUCCUUACAGAAGAGGUUAGAGAGUGUCUUGUUGCCUUCGAUUCAGUGGAUCUGGCUAGCCUUGCUAGUCUCUCCCAGACGAAUCCUGUUGUUCUGGACGGACAGGACAGGGCAUAUUUCCGAGACGUUUUCCAUCUCUACCUCCUGCCGGUUGUACAAAUUCUGGCUGGUCGCCGUCCGGUCUCCAUAGACGACAUCAAAACAUGUCUGAUCAAGUUAUCGCUGGCUGGUUUAAUUCUGAUGGUACCAGAUAAAGCAUUCGAUCCAGCCGUCCUCCCACACAUUGCAUAUGGCCAGCAACAAAGGAGGAUCAACGAGCUGCACCGCAGGAUAAAUGGCCAAAAAGUAUUCCACCGGCUUGUCCUGGGCCAGGAAACCAGUCUGGUCAUUCGAAUCUUAGAACAGGAGGCGCACGACCUAGGAACUGCAGCUUCGCCUCCAACUGUGAUAAGACCAAGCCGCACUGAGCUCCCGAAACUCCAGGAAGUUUUCACCAGGAUCGCAAAUGUUGUUGCCCCAGUCCAUUCUGUCGACUCUCCUCAACCAGGUACAUCGGAAUGGAUGGCUCAGUGGUCCAGCGCCCAUGGCAAGAAAAAUCUGGCAGUUAUUAUCGAGCGCCUUGAGCACUCAAACCGCGCUUACGAUGAUUUCGUGAAACCCAUUGAGUGGUUCUUGAAAACUCUAUCUCUUGCAUUAGAGCUGCAGUCGGCAACGGCUGUUUCAAGUCCCAGUGAAGGCCCGAUACAGGUCGUUAUCAGACACACCCCGUUGCUGGGCGCCUCUCCCGAAGAUCUCUUGGCUUGGGACGCUCCCCUCGUGGCACAACGUAAACUCCAGCUGCUCUGGUUAAAAUACGCCGGGGUGGCCACGAACCUGUUCGCAAAGCAUGCCUUUCCAGAAUCUCACGGCUUGCUAAGUCUACUGAAUCAGUUUUACACAGACUGGAAAGCUUACCUCACCAGUGGUCAAGCUGAAUCUGCUAUCCGCUCUCGAUAUUAUACCUACCGCGGUGGUGGGGAGAAGGAGGAAGAGAAUGAGCUUCACGAGAUGAACGACAUGUUUCCGCAGUUCGAUCAUUUGGAAACAAAGACCACUGACGAUUCUCAAUCGUAUGAUGCGCGCACGAUUGCCGUGCAGCUGGCUGGUGCACAUGAACAGAUUUACGGUGUCGACGAUCCCUCAAAAGCUCUAGAGAAUUACAUCCUAGGGGCAAUGAGAGUUAUCCCCGAGAUACAGGCUGGCGAGCGUGAGGACGCCGCAGCAGGAUUUACCGACUUAUUGCCCGGAAUUCUCUUGCAGAUGAAAUCCGAGCUUACGGGACUCAACACCCGCCGAUCGGACGCCCGAUUCAACAUAUACACAGACUGCGAUGUGAUCGAGACACAAAAACUCUUGGACCUGGUCCGUCACGUCGAAGCAAGGUUUCAAAAGAUUUCCGAGAGAUGGCCGGAGCAUGCUGUGCCGGCAGAGGUUCUGUCUUUCUGCAGAGAGAUCUGGCAUUUGAGCAUGAAAGACCCGGUUGCUAAGCUGCUGACGAAGACUGAAAAGCUUUAUGAAAUGGUGUCACAAUGGCAGAGUGUGGCCAGCCGUGAGUGGUCCGUCAGCUCCCUUAUCGAGCAGCUCUCCAGCCUGGUCAUCAGCUGGCGACGCUUGGAACUGCUUUCCUGGUCCAGGCUUCUGGACGACGAACAAAUUCGACAUGAGGCAGAUGCAAAAGCAUGGUAUUUUGUGGCGUAUGAAGCAGUGGUCUACAACGCAACGAGGCUGGCCGGCGACAAUGAAGAACUUCAAGCUUACUGCACGUCGCUCGCUCGAACCUUGGAAGAGUUCCUCAAGACGACGACUCUAGGUCAAUAUUCGUCAAGGUUAAGACUGCUUUCGACACUCAAAACUUUACUAAUCAACAUAACACGCCAUGAAAAACAGUUGCUGCCAGUUCGGAAUUGUGUGGCCAAUGUCAUUCAACAUUAUCGGAGAUACGAAUCAAAUGUUGCCGCCUCCCUUCGAAAUGGCCGUGCCGACCUUGAGAAGUCCUUGAACGAGCAAAUCAAGUUGGCCAGUUGGAAAGAUACCAAUGUCACCGCUCUCCGUGACAGUGCUCGACGGUCCCAUCACAAGCUGUUCAAGAUCGUCAGAAAGUACCGCGACUUUUUGAAUCAAAUUGUGACCGUGUUCAAGACAGCUGAAGAUGCAAACUCUGUACAAAGCACAGAAGAAACUUUGGGGACGGUAAGUGAGCCUUUCGUCGACAAGACAGCAGUCAUUUCGGCGCAAAAACAAUGUCGAGAGCUAGUUGCAGGGUGGGAAAGUCGACCAGAACGAUUGGUCAACCCACUAGGAGCCGUUGAGAGCAUGCGUCGACUCUAUUCAAGCAGCUGUGCCAAAUUGCAACCCCACCUUGAGCUGGCGUCGUUCCGCGAGGAUCUGCUCAAUGCGAUCAAAGAGUUGAGGGCACAGACACCAUCCGCACUAACAGAUGAGAACGCUGCUUUUGUCCGGCAUCUGCAGGAGAGAAAGCGACGCCUUCUUACAGAGACCCUCAAGGCAGUCAGCAAGAUGGGUAUCAGGAGAAAUCUGCCAACCUCUGAGCUCGAAAAGCAGUCUUCAAUGGCGAGUGUACUCUCUUCGUCGCCGGAUCUUUUGGUGGACAAUGCAUCCCAAGAUGUGUCUGCGGCCGACAACUCGUUUCACGAUCUACUUGACGCGAUGUCCGAGGUCCGCGCUGCCAGGGUUGCCCAUUCCGAUGACCUCACCGAAGGCGAAAUCAAUCGCAGUGUAGGUUUAUUGGAAGGCUUGCUAUAUCUCACUAUACGGCAACGCCAGGACAUUGCCUCUUCAAGCCAGGAGUUGAGGGAGUUGAACGAUCAAGUUUCAACGCUUCGUUCCUUCCAGACAUGGUCGCCUGAUAAGCUGAGUGUGACCACAACUUCAGCAGAAAGCGAACAACUUCGCUUCCGUCUUGCAUGGCUUGGUGAGAUCUUGACUCUGGCUGUCCGACUCCUGGACUUUCAAGCACAAAGUGCUGGGUUUGAGGUCAAAGAGUUGAUCGAGUCGAUAAAUUCCUACAGCGGCCAAGUAAGAGAGAUAAGGAGCAAACUUGAUGAUUUGCCCUUGAUGCCCGUAGGACUGCAGACGAAGGAUGAAUACUCCUUAGUGGAACAGACAUCAGAAACCCUCUCGAAGCUCGGCUUGACCCUGAGGGAGUGGAAAAUCAAGGAGCCUCGGGUUGAAUUCAUUCUCAGGCAAAUCAUUCCCUGGGUUGAGCAUUUGCCGACAGCUCAGAGCAAGACCACCAAUGGCGUGGUCGAUAUGGGUGUGGAAUCAUUCGAUGAUGACCUCCGAAACCUGCUUGAUCAAGUGUUCGUGGCGUUGCAAAGAUUGUCCUCUUCUCAGCACGACCUACCGCAAACAGUCGAGGACCAGAGCUGGCUUUCAAAACUCGACGGGCAUUUUGCACGAGCCGUGCGAUCCCUGCAGCCACGGACAAUUAGCACUGGCCUUGCCGAAUUACUUGCAAAAGUCCACUCGUGCAACCCACGCGGUCUUGUCACAAUCAGCAACUUAGUACGUGUGGCAUUGCCCAUCAUUGAACAGUAUUAUCACAUUCUGGAGCAUCUCCACCGGCAGCAAGCGGCUCUCCAUCUUGAAACGAGUCAGCUAGCCCUGCAACUGGCUCGGUCUUUUACCACACUCGCCAGCCAGGGCUUCUGUCGACCUUCGGAGCCUAGCGAAGGGGAAGAGAAGUCUGGAAAGCUCGAGAGCGGAACCGGUCUCGGUGAGGGAGAAGGUGCCGAAGACAUCAGUAAGGAUGUUGGAGAUGACGAGGACCUCUCUGAGCUAGCCCAGUCAGGUCAAAAAGAGGAGCCAGACAAUGAGAUUGAGGAUGCUGAAGAUGCCAUCGACAUGGGUCACGACGAUCUUGCUGGUGACACAGGAGAUCAAGGUGAGCAGGAGUCGGGCCAAGACAAGGACGGAGAUGGCUCGGACGAGGAAGGAGACGACGAGAUUGAUGAGGAGACCGGCUCAGUCGACGACCUCGAUCCCUCAGCUGUGGACGAAAAGAUGUGGGAUGAUAUGAAGAACGAAUCCGAGAAAGAUAAGGAGCUGAAAAAUGACAAGGCAGAGGGCAAGAAAUCGGACGAUCAGACAGCAGCUGAUGGACAGCAGCCAGAAGGGGAGGAUAUGGACGGGUUGGAGGGUGACGAAGUCGAGGAGGAAGGACCCGAUGAGACUGACGGCGGGGAACGACCUGAGGCUGAAAACAUGGAUCCACAUUUGGACAAUGAGAAGGCAUUAGAGCUUCCCGAGGAGCUUCAGUUGAACGGGGAAGAUGAGAUGAAAGAGGAUGACAUCUCGGAUGACGGCAUGGAUGAGCUUUCUGCUAUUGAUGAAGCGGCCAAGGAAGAGGUCGAUGGCGUGGAAAAGGAUGACGGCACAAUGUCAGAGGAGUCUAGGGAUGAGGCUGACCUCCCUGAAGAGGUGACGUCCGACCAGGAAGAACUCGACGGGGGUACGGCUCAAGAUGACGAGAUCGUGGAAGAUCAGCUUUCUGACAAAGAGGACGAAGAGCAAUCCAAACAUGACACCCGUCAGGACGACGAAGCGCACGAUAUGGACGAACCCACUGGUGGUGAAACCGGAGCCGCCAACGAGAUCCAGGACUCUGUGGAUCCGGACCAGAACCUGCAAGGGAUGAAUCCAUCCGACAAAGAGCCAGAUCCGCAGCAGUCACGGCCGGGAAAGGCUCCUGAGAACCAAGAGCAGGGCGAGACAGGCACUGGUGCCGUUGAACAGGGGUCGGGCCGAGCGGAUACGCUCGAGCGCCAGCAGAACGAAGGUCUGCGGAAGCUAGCCGAUGUACUGGACCAAUAUCAUCAGAAGCGCGAAAUCCUGCCUGCAUCUGACGAGCAUCAAGAAGCAGACGGAGAUAAUGAUGUUGACAUGGCUGAUGUUGAUUUUGAGCACGUUCAAGACGAGGCUGAAAGAGAUGCACAGGCUUUGGGCGCCGCUGCCGGCGACGAGGCUCAAAACCUUGACCAGAGCAGAGCUAUUGAAGACGAAGACGUGCCCAUUAACGAAGACACCGAGCUUCCCGACGUUCCAGAGACGGAAGCACCAGAUAACAUGGCUGAACGGCUCCAUCGUCUGCAGGCGCAGCCAAAGACACAAGAGUCAACAGGCGCCGGCGGGUUCAUUCCCGGCCAGGAAACCCGCCGCAAUGAGCAAGACAAUCCGGCAACAGAGGCAGACGCUGCCUCGGACGAUCUAGCCCCAGAAAUUGAACACCUGGACCUGCAGCCGAACGAACCUACCGAGACGUCGCCUCCGACCAGCACGUCCGACGCGGUACAGCUAUGGAACCACUGUUCAGCCGUCACGCAUCAAUUUUCACUCGUCCUGACCGAGCAGCUCCGGCUGAUCCUGUCGCCGACAACGGCCACGAAGCUCCGGGGCGACUACCGCACAGGCAAGCGGCUCAACAUCAAGCGCAUCAUCCCGUACAUAGCGUCCAACUACAAGCGGGACAAGAUCUGGAUGCGACGCUCCGUGCCGAGCAAGCGGAACUACCAAAUCAUGAUUGCCGUAGACGACAGCAAAUCGAUGAGCGAGUCCGGGGCGGACCUGCUGGCGUUCGAGACGCUGGCCAUGCUGACCAAGUCCCUGUCGAUGCUGGAGGUAGGGGAGUUGUGCGUGGUCGGUUUCGGCGACCAGGAAAAUAUCACUGUUGCGCACCCGUUCGGCACGCCCUUCUCGCCCUCCGAGUCCGGACCCAAUGUCUUCCGCGCCUUCAGCUUCGCCCAGCGCGGCACCAACGUCCGCAACCUGGUGCGCCAGAGUAUCCAGCUGUUCCGCGACGCCCGUCUUAAGGGUCACUCGGCGUCCGAGGACCUCUGGCAGUUGCAGCUCGUCGUCAGUGACGGCCACUGCUCGGACCACGAGGCCAUCGCCCGCCUCGUCCGCCAGGCCCAGGCCGAGAAAAUCGUCAUCGUCUUUGUCAUUGUCGAUGCCGGCCCAGAGAGCAUCCUGGAUCUCAAAGAGGCCGUCUUCGAGCCCGAUCCGAACUCCGCAGCCGGUGCUGAUGGUGGUCCUGUUGAAAUGAGGGUCCGCACAAAGAGGUACCUCGAGGAUUUCCCUUUCCCUUAUUAUCUGGUCGUCAGAGACGUGAGAGACUUGCCUGGUGUGCUGGCAACGGCGCUGAAGGGCUGGUUUGGAAGUGUCAUCGAUGUGCAGGGUUAA
Exophiala dermatitidis NIH/UT8656 is the source of this 14571-nucleotide messenger RNA. RefSeq lists its product as uncharacterized. The transcript has a single exon. The record is from RefSeq and is a predicted model, not a curated record. Gene Ontology annotation, biological process: rRNA processing; ribosomal large subunit assembly. Lineage: Eukaryota; Fungi; Ascomycota; Eurotiomycetes; Chaetothyriales; Herpotrichiellaceae. Gene Ontology annotation, cellular component: nucleus; preribosome, large subunit precursor. Gene Ontology annotation, molecular function: ATP hydrolysis activity; ATP binding. The coding region runs from base 1 to 14571 and encodes 4856 amino acids.